This is a messenger RNA of Ruditapes philippinarum (Manila clam), 1155 nucleotides long. RefSeq lists its product as uncharacterized. Lineage: Eukaryota; Metazoa; Mollusca; Bivalvia; Venerida; Veneridae. The transcript has a single exon. Bases 1 to 1155 code for a protein of 384 amino acids. The record is from RefSeq and is a predicted model, not a curated record.
AUGCCAUUCAACUCACUGGUCGAAGAAUACAAAGUUGCUAAGGCACGUCUGCUGCUUACACUUAGGGACUCGUCAGAUGAGAAGAUCAGUGGAGCAGGAAUUGAAGUAAGAACUGGGAGGAAAUGGUCAGUGAAGCAGGCAAUAGACCAAGCUGAAAGUAGUUUAAAUCUCCAGGAUAUUGUAGGAACAACAAACAAGGGCAGAGAAGGACUAGGUAUCAGGUUCAAACAGAGAUGGAGAGAUUCUGAUAAAGUGGAGAGAAGAUCAAUGGUGCAGACAGAACUAAGGAGAGCAGAAGAUGAAACACGGUCAUCAAGAUCAGUCCAACUUGGUUCUCAGGGAAGCUGGAUGAAGUGGAACUUGCCAGAGAGGCAGUUAACCUGGCAGGAGCUGUGGAGUUAUGAGCCACUUCAAUUGAGUUUCCUCCUUAGAUCUGUUUACGACCUACUACCCUCCCCAACAAAUCUUAAACUGUGGAAGUUGUCAGAAGAUCCCAGCUGUCCACUUUGCGGAAAUGUAGGAUCAUUACGCCAUAUCAUGUCAUCAUGUAAUACUGCACUGUCCCAGGGACGAUACAGAUGGCGCCACGACCAAGUUCUUCGUGAAAUGGCGGACAUCCUGGAGAAAGAGAGAAAGAAAGAUAGACCGUUGAAAAAGACUGGACCACACUUUAUCAACUUUGUUAAAGAGGGGGAGAAGAAGUCUGCAAAAUCAACAGGUACUGGCAUUUUACAUGAUUCAAAGAACUGGGAAAUGCUGGUAGACCUUGGGAAGAAGUUAAAAUUCCCAGAGGAAGUGACUCACACAUCCCUUCGGCCAGAUAUAGUAAUGUGGUCAAGGUCUCCGAAGUUGAUGGUGAUGGUAGAACUCACUGUUCCUUGGGAAGAGAGAGUAGAAGAGUCACAUGAGAUCAAGAAGGGGAAAUACCCAGACUUGGCAGACACAUGUAAAGAAAGAGGAUGGAAGACAUGGGUCUUCCCAGUAGAAGUUGGUUGCAGAGGCUUUCCAUCACAGUCAGUUUGGAAAAUGCUGGGAGCAGUGGGCAUUAAAGGAGGAGCCCGGAAUACCGCAGCACAUGCUCUUGGCAAAGCUGCAGAGAGAGCGUCCAGUUGGCUCUGGCUAAGACGCAAUGAACCAACCUGGCAGCCAUCGUAG